GUGACGUCAUAUCGUUAAGGUGAAUACUCUAACAACAAACCACGGUGACAGCGAAGCCCUGCGAACUUGUACUACUUGUUUUACAUGCUCGGCUGUUGACGACGGAAUCCUCACAUUGUACAACGUUUGUAGACAGUGUUUCAAAGUUACGAGUCCGGUCCCUUCAAUUAUAGAAUGCCCACAAGUAUGACACCGUCGAAUGAGUUCUGGAUAGCGGAGUCCAAAAAGGAUUCGAGUUUCGAUGACAAUUAUAAUCGGGGCAAGGAGCUAGGACGGGGUGCUACAUCAGUGGUAUUCAGAUGUGAACAAAAAGGAACAGACAAACCAUUCGCCGUUAAAACAUUACACAAAAAUGUAGACAAAAAGAUUAUACGAACUGAAAUUGGAGUACUAUUAAAACUGAAACAUCCAAACGUGAUUCAGCUUAAAGAAAUAUUUGAAACGCCGCUUCAUCUUGAUCUAGUUUUGGAACUUGUAACUGGAGGAGAAUUAUUUGAUAGAAUUGUUGCCCGGGGUUACUACAGUGAACGUGAUGCUGCGUCAAGCAUUAGACAGAUAUGUGAGGCAGUAGGAUAUUUACACGAAAAUGAUAUCGUUCACAGAGACUUGAAACCUGAAAACUUACUCUAUCAAGACACAUCUGAAGAUGCAUUACUAAAAAUAGCCGACUUUGGUCUAUCAAAGAUAAUGAGUGACAGCGUAACAAUGCAGACAGUCUGUGGUACCCCUGGAUACUGUGCACCGGAGGUUCUACAUGGUACACCGUACGGACCAGAAGUUGAUAUGUGGGGAGUGGGCGUUAUUACCUACAUCCUCCUUUGUGGUUUUGAACCAUUUUAUGACGAUAGAGGAGAUAAAUACAUGUUCCAGAAAAUACUGAAUGCAAAUUAUGAAUUCAUUUCACCAUGGUGGGAUGAUGUGUCACUAAAUGCUAAGGAUCUAAUCAUGAAGUUGUUAGUACUUGACCCAAAGAAGCGACUGACAGCUAAAGAGGCAUUACGGCAUCCCUGGGUGCUAGGAAAUGCCGCCAAGUUCAGCCAUAUGGAAAACACACAAGAAAAUCUCAAAGAGUUUAAUGCAAAGAGAAAACUAAAGGCUGCCACACAAGCUAUCAUGAUUGCUACAAAAUUAGGAUUUGAAUUCACCUCAGCAUCUCCACCACGUCCAGCUAGUGCCAGCUCUGCAGAGGGCAAGAAUUGAAGUCUGCGAGCAAAAACAAACAAAUAUUUAGAAAUACUGCAAGAAAACCAGGAAAAAUAAAUGAAUUGUGAAAUACUGACCAGAAUGAACUGAAGAGAUUUCACCAAAGUGGAGUUUUUUUAUUUUUAAUCAAUUUUUAACUUAAAUGUUUUUGGGGUUGUGACAGAUUGACUCCAUGCUUGUACCACGGUUACUAAAGUAGUAACCGUGGUUGUACAUAAUAAACCAGUGAAUAAUGUCACAAGAUAUAUGACCAACUUCCUUCAGUAAACUGUUCUGGAAUUUGUCUUUAACCUUUAACCUUUUGAGCUCGCAAAAUAU
Molecule: messenger RNA, 1521 nt
Organism: Saccoglossus kowalevskii
Lineage: Eukaryota; Metazoa; Hemichordata; Enteropneusta; Harrimaniidae
Product: calcium/calmodulin-dependent protein kinase type IV-like
Biological process (GO): protein phosphorylation
Molecular function (GO): protein kinase activity; ATP binding
Source: RefSeq, a predicted model, not a curated record